Messenger RNA from Betta splendens (Siamese fighting fish), 1820 nucleotides. RefSeq names its product mitochondrial ribosomal protein S31 (gene mrps31). Gene Ontology annotation, molecular function: structural constituent of ribosome. The transcript has 7 exons. The record is from RefSeq and is a predicted model, not a curated record. The coding region runs from base 80 to 1414 and encodes 444 amino acids. Gene Ontology annotation, cellular component: mitochondrial small ribosomal subunit. Lineage: Eukaryota; Metazoa; Chordata; Actinopteri; Anabantiformes; Osphronemidae.
CGAAUUGACGGAGGAGACAUUAUGAUGUAGCAAAGGACGCGAACGUCAGGAACGUGGAAGGACAUUGCAAAAAGCAAACAUGUAUAAAUUCUUAUUGAGGUCUGUUUACGUGACUCGAAGUUCCCCGAAUGGAAUUUACGAAUCGUUUUUGUUAUCAACUGAGUGCAACAAGGCUUUCGCUCCAGUUUUAAGGCUUAAAAAAGGAUAUGGAGACAAAGCUUUCAGCACAAGUUCCAUCAGUCUUUGUGAUGAUGAUCAUAGUGAGAAAAGAAAUGCAGAUAAAGUGACUGACCAAACCAAAAGCUCACCUGUGGUUACACAGAAAGAUAAAGAUGAUGCCAAAGUCUCCAACAUAGAUGACCAAAGUGAGAAGCCAGUGACGUUGAAAACAAAUGAUGGAGACUCGGCAAAACAGCAGAUGGAAGUUAAAGUGGAGCACAUUAGGGAAAUCCCUAAACAGGAAAAUACUGAUGCACCCCAAAGUGCAAAGAUGAGUCUUUUGAACCUUAUUGGAGCCAUGAAGGUGGAUGUUACCGCCAAAAGGAACCUCAAAAAAUUAAAAGCAAAGCAAAAUCCUAAACCUGGUCCUAAGGCAAUGCCAGCAGAUAUGGAGAGUACCGUCAGUAUGUUUCAGAAAGCCAAAAUGGAGACUUUAUCCCAGAGCGAAACACUAGAUCCCAAACUAGUGGAAGCUGCAGCUGCCGCUGCCUCCACCAUGCCGAAUCGGACCCGGGCAGAGUCUGACCUGCUCAGGCAGUUGAGGCAGCAUGAAGCCAUUACUGAUGCUCAGAAGAAAGGUGACAUGAACAAUUUGGGAGUAAUUAUUGCUGACAUGAAAGUAGGAAAGAAUCUCAACCAACAGAAGGCUUGGUCAACUAAUCCAAUCAGGUUUGACGAAGAUGGGCAAGGUUAUACACAUGACAGAGGAAUCACUACUGAACUGGAUUCAGUGCGGCGAAGGAGCAGUUUGUACACCGGGAAAAGACUUAACAUAUUCUCCCCUGCCACAAAUGAAGAUGGAGUUGAAUCAACUGUUGGACGGCCAACUCUAUGGGACUUAGACUUUGCCAAUCAGUUGUGUUUGGUGACCAACCAAAUGCCUCGCAACAGGUUUGAAGAAAUGAUCCAGUGGACUAAAGAGGGGAAAAUGUGGCAGUAUCCAAUCAACAAUGAAGCUGGUCUUGAAGAAGAAGCCAGUGUCCCAUUCCAUGAACAUGUCUUUUUGGAGAAACACUUGGAAGAGGGCUUCCCCCGUGAGGGACCAGUGCGCCACUUCAUGGAACUUGUGGUGACGGGACUGUCCAAAAAUCCUUACCUGACAGUGCAACAGAAAAAGGAGCACAUCUCCUGGUUCAGAGACUACUUCCACCAAAAGGAGGAUGUCCUCAGGGACGCUGACGUUUUCUUAAACUAAAUUUUGCAUUGUUAUAUUUGUUAAUAAUUGUUCAAUGUUUGUUAAAUGUGGUCACAUAACAGACAAAUGUUUGUUUUCUCAACAGGGCUGUGCGACUAUGAAUAACAUUAACCAUAUAUUCAGCACAGUUUUGGUUUGUGUCUUCACUCAUUAGCAGAGAGGACUGUGCCACUGUCACAUAGAAAAUAUCUUUUUUGUUUUUUCUUAGCAUGGAUUUAUGAGAGGGAAAUUAAAGGACGAAUGUGAAACGUUGCUGUUCUUGUGCAAAGUAUGCAAACAAAAGAGAAAAGCAAAGGAAUUUUGACUAUUAAAUAAUCAGUUGCCAAGAUAGUUGGUUUCCAUUUUUGUGUAAUUUAGUGCUGUUGAAAAAAUAAAAAAUGGGUUAGGGUGAGAGGUCUGACAAACA